AUAAACCCAAAACUCUCACGUUAAUAUAAUUACGGAGUAAUCAUCUUCUUGAAUUGGGCAAUCAAGAACCUCACCACAAUGACAAGAACAGCAAACGAUUAGCUAGCCGGACAUGGAUGGCGGCGACAACGACUGGGAUCUCUCCGCAGUUGUGAGGGGAAGAAGAAGAAGUUGCAGAAACCACAACAAUGGCGAUUCUAGUAAGUGUAACCCCCAAUGUGUCAAUGACGAUCACGGCUCUCCUGGCCAACAGCAGCCAGAGAGCCGUGAUGAUCAUGUAAAAACACGCUACUUUGGCUUAGAAGAAGUCAUUGACCGCUUCAUCAACCGAGAGAAGGAAAGUGGGAGGGAGGGCCCACAGGCCGGUCAGAUGACCGACCCGUGCCCGGCGGCUCUGAGGCCACAGAGCCGGCGGGGAAUGUUGCCGCCGGGAAAAGAAGUGCGCGUGGUUGAGGUUGUGCCGGAGAGGGUGGAGGAGUGGGACGGGUGGGUGUGGCGCAAGUAUGGGAAGAAGAAGGUGUGUGAUUCGCCGCACACGAAGAGCUAUUACCGGUGCAGCCAUGAGGGGAACACCAAGUGCCCUGCAAAGAAACAUGUCCAGCAAAGUCUAGGGGACGAGACCAAGUUCGUCCUUACCUACAGAGGACAGCACAACCACCUUCCUCCUGUCGAGAGCAACGCAACCAAACGUAGGAAGAGGAACGCAAGUUCCUAAUCAUCCUACCUGCAAAUUUUUGUGCUACCAAACAGCAGAAUGAGAAUUGAAGUUCUCAAUUCCGAUUCCGUGGCUUGAAUUCUG
Molecule: messenger RNA, 799 nt
Organism: Cuscuta campestris
Lineage: Eukaryota; Viridiplantae; Streptophyta; Magnoliopsida; Solanales; Convolvulaceae
Source: the annotation of a GenBank genome assembly